AUGACUGAGCUAAAGUCAAUUGUUGACUUUGGAGAUUAUUUCAAGGAGAAAUACUUCGAUGAUUACAUGGUUCGUUAUUUUCAAUAUCAUGUUAGGGAACCAUCUAAAAUACUAUAUAUGCUAAAUAAUGAGCAUCAAGAUGAAAAAGUCGAGGAAGUAUAUUCCUUAAGUAAAACAAUUUGGCAGCAUAUUGUAGAGUUGAACAAUCGAUCAAAUAAACGCCGAGCACUUCGUGUUUCACAUUAUAAAUUCUUAUUCGAAUCCAUCGACCAACAAUUACUAUUAAUGAAUCGUAUUGCAGAAAGAGAGACUAAUUGGAUCCUUUACCCAUUAUUUGUCUUAGCUCGAGAACUUGUUAAAGUGACUUCACAUAUGACAAAAGUUUUAAAGAUGAAUUCAUCAUAUAUUGAACGAUGUGGUCGCAGUGUACAUCGUUCAUUUACUUUAUGUUUAAACGAUAGGAAUCCAAUAAAGAAAGAGAACCGUCGUAGUGGUGUAUAUAUGUUUAUCAAUUUAGAGUUUAAGAUAUAUCAUUGGCUUGAGAAUAGAGACAUGGUUAAAAAUCUCGUAAAAGUUGUGAAAUCAAGACAAGAAGAUCGAUUCGAACCUCUGAUGUCAUGUGAAAAAUCAUUAUGUUCAAAAUAUAAUGCACAAGAGGUUACGUAUAAUUAUUAUAUGGGACAAUAUUAUGGUUGUAUUGAAAAUGAUUAUGAAACUGCAUUUAUAUAUUUGAAUCGUGCAUUAUUUGGUUGCGAUACACAAUAUUUGACACAAAUGAAUCAAAUUCUUAUAUUAUUAGUACCAUUUGGACUUUUAUCACGUCGAAUAUUUGUUGGUGAUCCAUUAAUGCUUCAAAUAUAUGAUAAGUAUAUGAAUUUAAACAAAAUUAGUAAUGAAGGAUAUGGAACUCAUCAAUGGAUGUGUAAUAAAUACUAUCAUUCUAUUAUUAAAUGUUAUCAAACUGGGAAUUUAACAAAAUUUGAUAAUAUUUUAUCUAAUAGAGAAUUUGAAAUUUUUUUCUUAAAGAAUGGUGUGUAUGUAGCGAUGCAAUUAUUAAGAGAACGUAUAUUGUUACGAUUAGUUGAAUUAGUUUAUCAAAUAAAUGGAAAUGCAAGUAUUUUACCAUUUGAAUUAAUACUAAUUGGAAUGAAAAUUCAAUCUAACUCAGAGAAUGAAUCAAUUAGUGAAUCAAUAAACGAAUUAGAAUGUGAAUUAGCAUGUUUAAUUAGUAAAGGAUUAAUUAAAGGGUAUUUAUCACAUGGUAACAAAUGCAUGGUGGUCAGUAAGACUAAUCCGUUUCCAAAACUUUCCUCAAAAUAG
Maudiozyma saulgeensis is the source of this 1320-nucleotide messenger RNA. The record is from the annotation of a GenBank genome assembly. Lineage: Eukaryota; Fungi; Ascomycota; Saccharomycetes; Saccharomycetales; Saccharomycetaceae.